UGUAAAGGGCCCGGGGCACAGGACCUCCAUCACUUUAGCGCCGCGGGGUGUCCCGACCCCAAAAGGGACUGGACCGGAGGAGGCGCUCGGGGAGCCGGGCUGGAGAGCUCAGGGAAGCGCCGCCGGACUUCGUUCUCCUCUCCUCUCGUCUCCUCCCCGGCGCGGGCCCCCGCGCUCCGCCGAGGCCGGCCCCGGGGCGCCGAGAGGCGUGGCCCGCCCGUGCAGACCCCGGCGGCGGCGGCCAUGGCCUCGGUGGUGGAGUACAAGGGCCUCAAGGCCGGCUACCACUGCGGCUACUGCGACUCGGAGGGCAAGGCGUCCCGCGGCAUGUGGGCGCACUCCAUGACCGUGCAGGACUACCAGGAUCUCAUAGACCGCGGAUGGCGGAGAAGUGGGAAGUACGUGUACAAGCCUGUCAUGAAUGAAACAUGUUGUCCUCAGUACACGAUCAGGUGCCGACCCUUACAGUUCCAGCCAUCAAAAUCUCACAAGAAAGUUUUGAAAAAAAUGUUGAAAUUUCUGGCUAAAGGGGAGAUUUCCAGAGGAAAUUGUGAGGAUGAGCCUAUGGAGCCCCCAAUGGAGGAUGCCGUUGCCGGUGACGCUGCAUUGAUCAAUAAAUUGGAUAUACAGUGCGACCUUAAAAAGCUCGGCGAUAACCUCAAAGACAGCCUGGAGCGGGAAGAGAAGAAAGGAAAGAGCGCAAAGAAAGAAGAAUCUAGUGGAUUAAUUCAGUCGCAAGACAAAAGGGCAAAGCUGGGCUCGGGGGAACCGGCCCAUUCGGUCGCAGUGCCCGUGGCUCCGAAGCCAGGCAAGGGGGCAGAUUUGAGUAAGCCCCCGUGUCGGAAAGCGAAGGAGAUCCGGAAGGAAAGGAAGAGGCUGAAACUCAUGCAGCAGAACGCAGCCGGGGAGCAUGCGGGCUUGCAGGCUCCACGGGGACCGCCGCCCUCGUUCCCCCCGAAGGCCAAGUCCAACCAGCCCAAAGCGCUCGAAGAUUUGAUCUUUGAGUCUUUACCGGAGGAUGCGUCCCAUAAAUUAGAGGUGAGGCUGGUGAGAUCAUCUCCACCGAGUUCUCAGUUCAAAGCCACAAUGCUGGAGUCGUACCAGGUCUAUAAACGUUACCAGAUGGUUAUUCACAACCAACCACCUGAUAAACCAACUAUCAGCCAGGUGAGGUUAGUCCCUGUCUCCUUUGAGGACCCAGAGUUCAAGUCGUCCUUCAGCCAGUCACUUUCUUUGUAUGUCAAGUAUCAAAUGGCCAUACACCAGGAUUCGCCUGAUGAAUGUGGGAAGACGGAGUUCACAAGGUUCCUUUGCAGCUCACCUUUGGAGGCAGAGAACCCCCCGAACGGACCAGACUGUGGUUAUGGCUCAUUUCACCAGCAGUAUUGGCUUGACGGCAAGAUCAUUGCCGUGGGGGUGAUUGACAUCCUUCCCUACUGUGUGUCCUCCGUGUAUCUGUACUACGACCCCGAUUAUUCGUUUCUCUCCUUGGGGGUCUACUCCGCACUACGAGAAAUUGCUUUCACCAAGCAGCUUCAUGAAAAAACACCUCAACUCAGCUAUUAUUAUAUGGGUUUCUACAUUCACUCGUGUCCCAAGAUGAGAUAUAAGGGUCAUUACAGGCCGUCUGAUCUGCUGUGUCCUGAGACAUACGUGUGGGUGCCCAUCGAGCAGUGCCUGCCCGCGCUGGAGAGCUCCAAGUACUGCCGCUUCAACCAGGACCCCGGGGCAGUGGACGAGGGUCGCAGCACGGAGCCCGACCGCGUGCAGGUGUUCUACCGGAGAGCCGUCCUGCCUUACGGCGUCUACCGGAAGCAGCGCAGAGACGCCGGCGAGGAGGCCGACGUGCUGCAGUACGCGAGCCUGGUGGGGCAGGCGUGCUCCGAGCGGAUGCUGCUGUUCCGGAGCUGAGCCCGCCCCCUGCCCGCCGCACCCCGCCCGCUGCCCGGGGGCCCCGCCUCCUGCCCCCGUGCGUCCCUCGGGGGAAGCCCCGUGUCCACCCACCGAUCGGACUUUCUUAUUUUGACUAUUACAUGGCUUUUCUAAGCUGUUUGUGGCAAUGUAUUUGUGAGAAUCUCAUGGUUAAUAUAUUUAAAAAUGUAUAUGACCUAGCCUCGGAAUUGGGGCUUACCGCUUUGGAAGUUUGUUUUAUGAACAGAGAAUGGUGAACUGCUCUUACUGCUAAUAUCUGGAAAGUCUAUUUGGAAAGUCAAAUAACUUAGAUUACAGUUGUGCUUUUCUGUUCUGUUAGAAGCCAAAACAGACUGUUUCCUCAGAUCCAUUUACAACAUCGGUUUAUGCUUUAAAAAAAAAA
This is a messenger RNA of Phyllostomus discolor (pale spear-nosed bat), 2314 nucleotides long. RefSeq names its product arginyltransferase 1 (gene ATE1). Gene Ontology annotation, cellular component: cytoplasm. The transcript is spliced from 13 exons. Lineage: Eukaryota; Metazoa; Chordata; Mammalia; Chiroptera; Phyllostomidae. Bases 244 to 1911 code for a protein of 555 amino acids. Gene Ontology annotation, molecular function: arginyl-tRNA--protein transferase activity. Gene Ontology annotation, biological process: protein arginylation. The record is from RefSeq and is a predicted model, not a curated record.